AUGAAUUUGAAAAACACUGAGUCCACUGCUUCUACAUUACUUUUGACUGAAAUUUCCUCUCAAAAUGAAGACAAAAUACAGCAAAGGAAAUUUUAUAACUGUACCCAAUCAAGAAAUAGAAAACUUAGCGAUAAGAUACUGAUAAGUGCCAAGUUCAAGAUAAAUUUAAAAGAGAGAACAAAAAUUGCUAGGAGUCUAUCCAGAGAAACGCCGAAAUUUCCUCAUCCAAAAGGAAAGGUGAAGUUAUCCCCCAGCCUGCUUGUUAAAAAGAAAGUUUGGAGGCCAACCCCUAUCAAACUAAACUUCCCAAAGAAUGUUAACAGCAAUAUUAAAGGUCAUAGCAGAAAUACAAGAGUCAAUACUAGCUUCGAGAAGUUCAUCACUCAUGAUCAUGUUUCUGCUCUAAAAGAGAUUAAUGAGUCGCUUAACAGCUAUACAGACUGUCCUACACUUGAAAAUAGAGCCACAGGUAGGUUUACAAGCCCAAUUUUAUGAUAA
Molecule: messenger RNA, 498 nt
Organism: Moneuplotes crassus
Lineage: Eukaryota; Ciliophora; Spirotrichea; Euplotida; Euplotidae
Source: the annotation of a GenBank genome assembly